CUUCGGAUGUCCGCUGAAAUCACAUUCCCACGAUCAUGCCACUGACGCGGCCUGAGUACUGCAAACGCGUACUGAGGCCAUCUCUCACCAGCAUGUCUUCAUCCGCAUCCUCAUCAAAACCCGCAGACAAACAAACAGAGAAGUCCAAGGAGGAGGACAGUCAGCCUCACCUGGGGGUCCUUGAAGAAGAUGACGAGUUCGAAGAGUUCGAAGUCGCAGACUGGGAUGAUUCUAGUACGGAUCUGGCGCACUUGAAGGGCGCUGCACCUGGGGUCGCAAAAUCAGCGGGGGAUAAACUUUGGGAGGAUAAUUGGGAUGAUGACGACAUCGAGGAUGAGUUCAGCGUGCAGCUACGGAAUGAGCUUUCUAAGGCGGGGAAAGCAACUGGAGACCCUAUGCAGCAAUAAUGACAUCGUAUCUGCGGUUUUUGCCAAGUGACCCGUCCAGUUACUGUAAAAUAUCCAAUACAUCUGAGCCCUUCAGAAGCUUCAUUAUCCGCACUAUUAAAAUUUCAGUGUGUACUAGGUUGCUCACCGGAACUCUGACUGCGAUUAGCCGCAUUUUCAUUGAA
This is a messenger RNA of Suillus subalutaceus, 571 nucleotides long. RefSeq names its product DSS1/SEM1 family-domain-containing protein. NCBI's taxonomy places the organism in Eukaryota, Fungi, Basidiomycota, Agaricomycetes, Boletales, Suillaceae. The transcript is spliced from 3 exons. The coding region runs from base 36 to 407 and encodes 123 amino acids. Gene Ontology annotation, cellular component: proteasome regulatory particle, lid subcomplex; proteasome complex. The record is from RefSeq and is a predicted model, not a curated record. Gene Ontology annotation, biological process: double-strand break repair via homologous recombination; proteasome assembly; mRNA export from nucleus.